AUGGCAUUGAAGCGAGGACUAACCGAAGCUGUAACUUUGGGGAUUACUCAUAUCUCAAUCUGCUGCGAUCAUCAUCAAAUUUUUGAACUGGUCUUGGGAAGAUCCGUGCCUGAGAAAGAUAGCAUUGCCUUGCUAAUGGAAGAUGUGGAACGCAUCAGACAACAACUGACAUCUACCACACCUGUUCUUGUGACUGGAAAUCAAACCAAGAGUGCUUACAAGCUCGCAAUGGAAACACUAGUUUCUGAAAUCAGCAUAUGUAUGCCUCCUCAUGCUUCUGAUGAUCAGAAGACGAAGAAGAAGGAUUCUUGCAGAUUUUGUUUCGAAGAUGGUUUUGAAGCCGAGCAGAUGUUUUAUGUCGCUGUAUGCCGUCAUCAAUUCUGCGUGGAGUGCAUGAAACAUUACGUAGAGAACAGUCUACUCAGAGGCUGUUUUCAGAUGAAAUGCCCUAAACACGAUUGCAGCUCUGAGUUGACUAUUAAAAGCUGUGCCAAUCUUUUGUCACCUAAGUUAAGAGACAUUUGGGAAAAAAAGAUCAAAAAGGGCUCGAUGGAUGAUCCGUGGCAUGAAUGUAAAAAGUGCCAACACAUGAAUGAAAAUUCAAGUGGAAACUUGCAAGUAACUUGCAGAAAAUGA
This is a messenger RNA of Microthlaspi erraticum, 636 nucleotides long. NCBI's taxonomy places the organism in Eukaryota, Viridiplantae, Streptophyta, Magnoliopsida, Brassicales, Brassicaceae. The record is from the annotation of a GenBank genome assembly.